AUGGCCCCCCGGUCCAAGACGGGCUGCUUUACGUGUCGUCGGCGGCACAAGAAGUGUGACGAGGUUCGUCCUGUUUGCGCCGGCUGCGUUCGAAACCAGCUGCUCUGUCACUGGCCGUCUUCGAGUCCCGAUGACCCGGCGACGCAGCCGGAGAUUGCAUCUGCCAGCUCAGACUCGGAUCCAGACGCCUGUCUUGUCCCCGUUAUCAUCCGCCAGCCUACCGUCCUGCCUCCGCUGUUUCGGAACCAUCGGAAUAGCCUCCUGUUCCAACACUUUGCCCACGUCACUUCGCUGCAGAUGGCAAGUCGAGUGUAUCCCGAGAAUGCAUACCUGACGUACAACCUCCGCAUUGCCGCCGGCUGCGAUGGUCUGCAGCAUGCCAUUCUCGCCAUCAGCUCGUCCCAUGUGUCGUACAUCAACUCCUCGUCGACCGAUUCGUCGCUGGAUCACUAUGUCGUCGCCCUUCGCGGUCUGACACACGCGAUAACCAGAUGGAAGUCAUGUUCUGCCAUGGACCGCAUUCUCAUCGUGGCAACGUCCCUGGCUCUCUGCCAGUACGAAGUUCUCAACGCCAACACCCAAGGCUCGCUGUAUCACCACUUGCGUGCGCUAAAGUGGAUGAUAUCCGAAAUGCUAAAAAAUGAGCGAAUUUAUGACCAGGACAUUCUGGGCUUCUUCAUCGAGCAGUACCAGUACCUGGCCAUCGUCUCCCACAUCGGCUUUGGCUUCGGCCUCAAGAUGCUGGAUUGGAACCAAGGCCAAAAUAGCCCGGUUGAUUCUUUGAAGACGCUCAACAAAGACAGCCCCAUCUAUGGCUUCAUGUUUGGCCGCUCGCACAACCUCUUUGCCUUAAUUCCUCGCAUCCACAAUCUAGCUCAACAAUGCCGGCAUGAGGAACACCCCGCGAUUGAACUGGAAACGACGUAUUCGAUGCUUCUUUCAGAAAUAACCUCAUGGGAUGGGAAAGAUGACGAAUACAACCUGGGCUACCAGUUGUCCGGGCUAAUAUACCAACAAUCGCUCCUCAUAUACCUGCAUAUGGCCUUCCAUGGUCCCAAGUCACCCACGACAGGCCUCAUCGCAAAGGUCGAACCUUGCAUUGAGUUGUGUCUGCAAUACAUUGAAAGCCUGCCAGCGGAUGCUCAUACUUGGACUACUUCCAUGUGGCCCUCCCUGGUAUCUGGGUCAUGCAUGCUUCUAGAAACGCAGAGGAAUCGCCUCUCCAGAAUCUUGUCCGACUCAUUGAUCAGGUUCCCGACUCUCGAGGGCAUGCUUAAGGCACUUAUUAUAUAUUGGAAUGACUUGGACGAGGAUAUAGACUUGUAUGGCCCUCAUGGGUUCGAAAUGACGAUGAAGCGGCAUAAUAUCAUCCUUUGUGUUGGGUGA
Molecule: messenger RNA, 1386 nt
Organism: Ilyonectria robusta
Lineage: Eukaryota; Fungi; Ascomycota; Sordariomycetes; Hypocreales; Nectriaceae
Product: fungal-specific transcription factor domain-containing protein
Exons: 2
Coding region: 1-1386 (461 amino acids)
Biological process (GO): positive regulation of transcription by RNA polymerase II
Cellular component (GO): nucleus
Molecular function (GO): transcription cis-regulatory region binding; zinc ion binding; DNA-binding transcription factor activity, RNA polymerase II-specific
Source: RefSeq, a predicted model, not a curated record